CAGGUUCCGGUUGCAGUUUGGUUCACCAUGCGCAAAGAGGAGGGAAGAGAGAGAGGAAGCGCGCUCCUCCUCCUUCUCCUCCUCCGUGUCUUCCCACGACUCAUCCUGAAAAGCCAAGGUAAUUCUCUCCUCACGGCGGAGUCUGUUCGUGAUUUCUCCUCAGACAAGAGGAAAACUGAACUAAAACAGCUGUUCUCUCCCGAUCGCCUACUUUUCCGCCUUCCAUCUCUGAUCUGAGUGAUGUUCUUUUCCUCUUCGCCAAAUAACUUCUUUCCUGGUAUGUUUUCUUCCUGGCAAGCUUUUAGAGAUAGAAACCAAAACGUCGGCUUGAAACUAAACUGCUUUGGGAGACCGCCGCGCGUUUUUGGAUGGAGAAUUUAGAUUUGGUGGUGAGUGAGCUGAAGUCAAGCUGGUUGUGAAGGUGCUGGACUUUUUCCCCCCUUUACCCCAAGCCGGACACAGCAUGGCUGCGGGAGUGGCGGCAUGGCUUCCCUUUGCCCGGGCUGCAGCAAUCGGCUGGAUGCCUGUGGCUAACCUGCCCAUGCCAGUGGCACCUACUGAAAAAAACAAGAAGCAGGAUGAGCUCAUUGUUCUCAAUGUCAGUGGACGACGCUUCCAGACCUGGAAGAACACGCUGGAUCGCUACCCUGACACACUGCUUGGCAGCUCAGAAAAGGAGUUCUUCUACAACGAGGAGACCAAAGAGUACUUCUUUGAUCGAGAUCCUGAUGUUUUCCGCAGCGUGCUCAACUUCUACCGCACAGGCAAGCUCCACUAUCCACGCUAUGAGUGUAUCUUGUCUUAUGACGAAGAGCUGGCUUUCUUUGGCAUUGUACCAGAGAUCAUUGGAGACUGUUGCUAUGAAGAGUACAAGGACAGGAAAAGGGAGAACGCAGAACGUCUGAUGGAUGAUCAAGAGGACAACAAAGAUUCUAAGCUGCCUAACAUGACCUUCAGAGAGACAAUGUGGCGAGCUUUUGAGAAUCCUCAAACUUCCACCAUGGCUCUGGUCUUCUACUAUGUAACUGGCUUCUUCAUUGCUGUCUCAGUCAUGACCAAUGUGGUCGAGACGGUGCCCUGUGGUUCAGUACCCAAUCAGAAGGAAGUGCCGUGUGGCGAGCGCUAUACCGUGGCCUUUUUCUGCAUGGACACGGCUUGCGUUAUGAUCUUCACCGUGGAGUAUCUGAUGCGUUUAUUUGCAGCACCAAACCGUUAUCGCUUUAUGAGAUCCGUUAUGAGCAUUAUUGACGUGGUAGCCAUCUUACCCUACUACAUUGGGCUGGUGAUGACUGACAAUGAGGAUGUGAGCGGCGCUUUUGUGACACUUCGCGUUUUCCGCGUGUUUCGUAUCUUUAAGUUCUCCCGGCACUCGCAGGGCCUGCGAAUUCUGGGCUACACGCUGAAGAGCUGUGCAUCGGAGCUGGGCUUCCUACUCUUCUCCCUUACAAUGGCCAUAAUUAUCUUUGCUACCGUCAUGUUUUACGCUGAGAAGGGUUCAAGCUCCAGCAAAUUCACCAGCAUCCCAGCCUCCUUCUGGUACACCAUCGUUACUAUGACAACACUCGGAUAUGGAGACAUGGUUCCUAAGACAAUUGCAGGGAAGAUCUUUGGGUCAAUUUGCUCUCUGAGUGGAGUGCUGGUAAUUGCCCUCCCAGUCCCUGUCAUCGUCUCCAACUUUAGCCGCAUCUAUCACCAGAACCAGAGAGCUGACAAGCGGCGGGCGCAGAAGGUACAGAAAGCACGUUUGGCCAGGAUAAGACUGACAAAGACCGAAAGCUCGAGUGCCUUCCUUCACAGCAAGCGCAACGGCCUGUUCAACGAAGCUCUGGAGCUCACACAACUUCCAUACAAGAUGAGCCUUUCAGAACAGAGUUCCACCAAGGAGGAGCAACAUUUAGGCAAGUCUUCAUCUCUUUUAGAGAGCCAGCACCACCACCUGCUGCACUGUUUGGAGAAAACCACUAACCAUGAGUUUGUGGAUGAGCAGUAUUAUCAGCAGAGCUACCUGGAGGGGGGGCUGCAAAACUAUCCCCAGCGGAGCCCCUCCCUGUCCAGCCAAGACGGUGUGACAGGGACGUGCUGCAGCCGCCGAAACAAGAAGCACAACACACCUUUACGGAACGCCAGUGGCCCAGCACACAUGCAGCCUUUGACUCACACGCAGACACACAACCGCGGCCUGCAGGAGCUCAGCACCAUCCACAUCCAGCCUCUUAGCACCAGUCGCUCCAGUUUGAACAUGCGCAUAGAUGAGCCAGCCUCUCUGAACUGCCAGAGCAGCCAGAUCACCACAGCAAUCAUCAGCAUUCCCACACCGCCAGUGACAACUCCUGAGGGCGACGCCCACCUGCCCACUGGCCCGAGUCAUCAAAACGUUGUGAAAGUGUCUGCACUUUGAGGACUGGAGUGCCGGGGUCCACACUGAAAGACAGAUUAAGACUAAUUGAGACACAAGAGGACUGAUGGAGAAGGCACUCAGAGACCUGGACAAGCCUAAGCGGAGCCUGCCCCCUAAUGGACAUGUGCUGUAACAACAUUGACUCCCUGUACAUACUAGGGGGGGUGGCUGUUAGGAUCUUCAUGUUAGUUUGGGAUAAGUGUGCACAGUGUGUGAGUGAGACAGUAGAGCAAAAGAGAAGUUAGUCUUUAAAUCCUGGAAGCAAGUGUGUGUGCUUCCAAUUGUGACGGGUGAUUCCCCAAAUAACUCAUGAGUCACUGUGCAAAAAAAAAACACCUUUUUAAUGAUUCCUGCUUCACUUUACCAGGAAGAAGGGAACAUAAGGAAAACUCAAAGGGAAAGAAUAAAAGCUAAUCUUUUGAAAAAUCUUCACCCUGCCCUUUUAUUUGGUAACAUUUUUGCCCACUUUAUUUUUUAGACAAAUUUACCGCCAGUCCAUCUAAUAUAAUUUCAGCUAAGUCACUGAGUGUCUCUGUGAUGACAUUAAGGAUUUGGGACUGAGUGUAUUUGCAUCUUUAUUAGUAGUUUCUAAAAGGAGGUGCAUUUGUGUGUGUGUGUGUGUGUGUGUGUGCGUUUGUCAGCCGAUUGAAAACAUGUUUCAAUUCUUUCUCUAUGGCUUAGAAUAUUUGCCUAGCUGCCACUUUGAGGGGUUCAUCGCACAUGUUUCUGUCCAAAAUUCUCAGCUACAAGGCUUGUAAACAAUAUGUGCCUCUUUUGCCAGCCUAUUAAAAAAAUAUAUUUGUUUUCAUAGACAUACCAUUUUUUUCUCCCUCUUUUCCCUUUUCAACCCCCCUCUGACCUCAGAUGACUCAGUAUAUUUUUAACAAAGGAAUGGAACAUUUAAAAAAAAAGUCAGUUUAAAUCUCAAUGUCCACAAUAAAAAGCACAAGGCAUUUGCUGAGAAUUUCUGACACAAAUCUGCCCUGAGCCUGUGAUCUUUGUGAAUAUUGUUAAUAGAAUAUUUUGUAAUAUUUGACCAUCGUUUGGCAGAACCAGUGAAGCCGUCCUCUUGUUAUAACUCUCCUCUCUGCACCCUUCUUGUUGUUGUCCUGUUGUAUCCUAACCUUCUGUGUAUACAACAGUAUGCUUUCAGUAGUCUUUAUGGCUGUCAGUGUUUUAUCUUCCAAACUCAGCGAACGUUUUUCAGAGUUGUUGGGUAUGUGUACUCUGUGUGGUAAGGAAACUUGGUGUUUGUACUUUCUGUCCUCCUUGUUGUUUCAGGGGAUUUUAUUUUAUUAAUUUUUUUUAAAUUAUUCUUUACUUUCUCUUCUGGAGACUUAAAAAGCAAGGUUUGUUGUUGAGGUGACCACAAGGACUCAAAGGACACUGGAUCCGUGGAUCACCAAAAAAAAACAACAACAAAACCCACCGGUCUGACUGUCCCUCCUAACCACGAAACGAGAAGCACCUAUCACCAAAGUCGACCUUUGUUAGAACUACUGACUAAGAACUGGUGGACAUUUUUAGUCCAAACUGCUGCCGCUCGUAUGGACCUGUAACAUCUAAUCAUUUUGAGGUUGUCUUUAAAUUGAUAAUUGAUUUAUAGAAACAGGAAAGAACGGUUAAGUGGGAGCAGACCAACAACUGUUAACACCUUGGAAGUAAUCUAUUCCAGGAGUGUACACAGAAACAGAGUGUGAGUAUAACUAUCACUGAGCAUACUGUUCUGAAAUGCUAAGGCUCCUGCCUCACUCCACGUGGAUCCUGUGAGUAACAAGCUAAAGCCAAAACUACUAUACAAAAUCGGGGGGGGGGGGGUUUAUCUCCAAUCUCCAUAGUAGUGACCUAGUACUGUCGUUGGUACUGUACACAGUGACGAUUGCCUUCAUCCCCUUAGGUGUUUGGUCAAACUGUGGUCUAAUUUUAAUCAAGUAUAAAAAGAAAAACGCACAGGCAGACAAAGCUCAGUGUAUUUUAAAAGUAAGGUUAACCCUUGUGCUAUCUUAGAUGACCCCACCCUUGCAUUGACGUG
Molecule: messenger RNA, 4430 nt
Organism: Oryzias latipes (Japanese medaka)
Lineage: Eukaryota; Metazoa; Chordata; Actinopteri; Beloniformes; Adrianichthyidae
Gene: kcnd3
Product: potassium voltage-gated channel, Shal-related subfamily, member 3
Biological process (GO): protein homooligomerization; potassium ion export across plasma membrane; action potential
Cellular component (GO): dendritic spine; voltage-gated potassium channel complex; postsynaptic membrane
Molecular function (GO): protein binding; A-type (transient outward) potassium channel activity
Source: RefSeq, a predicted model, not a curated record